GAAGGACGCCAGCGCAUCAUCACCUCAAUGCACCGCGGCACUGUUUUUAACACCGCCUUUCGAUACUAUCGAAAAAAUGGCGGCCGCAAUCGAAGGAGGAACCGGGUCAGUGGCUGCGCCAAGUGUAGUGGCACGACAGGAGUCCAAUACAAGCCACUGCAAUGCGCGACGCAAGACCGACGGCGCCUUGUUGGUAAAAGAAAAAUUGGAUUUCCUUCGAAGAGAAAUUUCAACUUUCGGCUAAGUAGUUAGUCAUAGUGAUAGUCUGGACAGCAAACGGUUUUUCUCACGCUUUGAAUUUUUACAGGAGAGCGUCGAUGAUCAUCAUGAUUAUGUCAGUAAAAGCAGCUAUGAUCAAGGGUGAAACGACGCGUAACAAGGGUAAGCGUAAAACGGCCAAGGACCACGAGGUCGAUUUUAUAUUUUCAGUACCUUUCUAGUUCAAUCUAUCACCAUUUUCUACAACUCUAGCCGCCCGUCGUUGGCGAUCCGGACGGCGUGCAAAAACAAGUGACUGGCAUAGAGACCCGAGUUGCGCUCCAGGUAUGGAUGAUGUUUUUUCUCCCAUCUUUUCCCAGACCAUCUAGGUGAGUGCCCAUUUUCUUGUUGGAAGUGUAUCUAUGUAUAAGUAAGUAGAUUAAUAAAGGCGCCCGGGCCUCGAUGGUUGGCCUCCAAGAACAUCAUUCAUACCAGGGCGCUCUCAAAGCAGCGGGGAUGGACUCAGCAGCAGAAGAGGACCUAAAUUUAAGCACCAUGAUUUAACAAUUCAUCUUCACAGACUCCACCCAGAUUCCUUGUUUUAACGUGGUGGUUACCUAGGUUGCUUCUGCGGAGUUGGAUAAUUUCGAGUAAUGCUGUUCUAGAGCAUACAUUAUAUAUACUUGUUUCAGUUUUGGUUUUCUCCUUGGAUUCUGUUUCUGAGAGUAGGAUCCUACGACUUUCCUCGAGCGCUAACGCGUAAUUCUGCGGAGCAGGAGCUGGAGGCGCAACAUGUGAAUAUGUCGGUAAUUUAAAUUCUAGUCACGUGUUUUGGAUUUUUCCCAUUGUCUCUUCUGAGCUUCUUGUGUGUCAAUCUGUCCUUCAACGAUCUUUAUCAUCUUAGUCGCGAAGUAUUACAGAUACUAAGUAGACAACACAAGUGCAAUUCAUCUUCCCACAACCUCCAUCUGACAGGAGCAACUGCGUUCGCAAAGCUGGACAUUUCUGUUUGUCAUAGCUCUAGGAAGUUUAGUCGGAGCGGUGAACGUGCUUUUUCACAAGAUGGUGAGUAAGGGAACGGGCAUCCUAGAGGCGGCUGGUGAAGGCAUGGAUCCCAACAAGAGAUGGGUUUUUGCCUUAAGUCGACUGGUUUUCAAGGAGCUUUCUCCUGGUCAUAUGCAUCUCAUUUCAUGUCGUUCUUGUUAAAGUAAAAGUACCUCUACGUCUUCUACAUCGGUAAUUAGAUUUAACUCGUCUGCGUAUGUAGUCUCGUGCGUAUGUAGUCUCGUACUAUUGACUUCGCUCAUCCUUUAAUGUGAUGUAAACGCUGGAGGUGUGGAUAAGUGUAGCUGUAGUUUUUUAUCCUCGCGCUUCAUUUUGAUACGAGUACAGCUAUCGAAGUGGAAAUACUGGUACUACGUGAAGAAGAAGAUGCUCCUGCUUGUACUCAAAAACUGAACAUAAGCGAGUAGCUAACUUAAAUAGCCGAGUAUCUGAGAAGAUCAUGAUCACUCUCUUCAGUUUUUACAACUCGCUUAUUUCAUUUUCAGUUUUUCCAAUAACUUAAACUUUUGGUUUCUGACUUUUUGAAUAAUAGCUCUAAUCACCACUUACCGAGUCCUAGUUGCGGUGGCUGGGGCGUCAGUGGUAGGAUGGCUCACGCGCAACAUCGUACCUGAAUGUCUAGGAGGUGGCACCAUUGCAACGAAAAUAUCACUAGCAAUCGGGUCUCCAAUACCAUUCCGAGUGGGUCUUGCGAGACUUCUGUUUAUGGGCCUUGCUCAAAGUUCGUAGGAAGAUUUUAUCAACAUCCAGGCUACGGUUGUCAGAGUCAGUUGGGACUUACUAAAUACUUACACUAUUUAGAAAUACAUAGGAAAAAAAUUAUCUUUAUCACUCAGGCUACAUGCCUAGUAGUGAUUGGGAGAAGAACUGUUACUGAUUAUUUGGUUCAUCUUGAUUUGGCCUACGCCUAGUAUGGCCUAGUCCUCUUGGACACAUGUAGGACUGCAGAACUAGAAGUGUUAGAACCACCAGUAUGAUCAUGACAAAGACAAUUCUCAUUAUGCAGGGUUAGCGACAUUAAGCAACCUACAAUCUAGUUCUUCCAUCAUCAUUGUGCACGACCUUGACGCGCUCUAAUUUCCUAAGUAGUCCUUAUAUCUAUGUAAGUAGAAUCAUGCUGAUCUGCUAAAAUCUGCACCACGCUGAUGUAAAUCAUUUACGAUUCUACUCGUACAUCAAAGACAAUUCUCGGUCUCCACAACUUUGACGAGAUCUAAUUUCCUAAGUAGCCUUUACGUAGCCAGCGGGAAUCCUCUCGGAAUUGAGGCGCCGACAAUCCAUUUGAGUGCCGCUGUGGCGUCUACUCUACAUAUUACGGCAUCUACUCUACAUAUCAGCUUAGGGUGACUACUUGAGACGCGAGUGAAUGAAUGAGGCAUCCUCAGCGUCAGCAUCAUCCGUAGGGCUUUUUCUAUUUGAAAAAGAAGAAUCCAAGGCUGUGACUGUCAGGGAAGAUGCUAACGCGGUAGCUCUAAACAUAGCAUAAGCGGCAUCGAAGCUGUGUGUAAUUUCCAGCUUCCCUUGUGCAUGGUGCUGGGGUGCUGUGGCGGUCUCAGUGCAGCAUUUAACUCGCCUCUGAGUGGUACUCACGUCUAAGUUCAGAAAAGUUACUUAAUUUUCGAGGACAACUUGAUCAUGAUGUUAAUAAAUAAUGAAGAUUAUUUUUUUGGUUAUGGUUUACUCGAAAACUACAACAUUGAUUUCAUCAAAUGAAAUAGUUGUACUACGUACCAUUUUGCAAUCACCAUAAUCUAUCAAAUCAUUGCUCAGGGAUAGUAUUUGCGAUCGAAGAAUACAUGGACAUACGGCAGGAAGGUAUGGUGACCGCCUUAGUGCUAUUAUCGUCCUUCUUUUCCUCAUUGCUAACACGGUUGACGAUUGAAGGGCCGAUGUUUCCAAUCGAAGGCAGAUUUCUCGACUCCUACGAAACGAUUCCGUGGCGCACGCUCCUCACUGCA
This is a messenger RNA of Amoebophrya sp. A25, 3221 nucleotides long. Lineage: Eukaryota; Dinophyceae; Syndiniales; Amoebophryaceae. The record is from the annotation of a GenBank genome assembly.